Caenorhabditis briggsae is the source of this 411-nucleotide messenger RNA. Gene Ontology annotation, biological process: tRNA processing. Bases 1 to 411 code for a protein of 136 amino acids. Gene Ontology annotation, cellular component: nucleolar ribonuclease P complex. The transcript is spliced from 3 exons. NCBI's taxonomy places the organism in Eukaryota, Metazoa, Nematoda, Chromadorea, Rhabditida, Rhabditidae. The record is from RefSeq and is a predicted model, not a curated record.
AUGGGAAGAAAAAAACAAGGAGAUAAAAAGGAUAACAAAGGAAAGAAAAAUGUGAAGAACAAGUUGGGAUAUGCGCGAGCAGAACACCUACAUCGAUGCGCUCUUUUUCUUUCGAACCUCGGCUCCAAAAACAACGAUGGAUUUUCAAAAACCAGUCGACAUAUUUCAAAGCUAUGUCGCCAGGUAAUGGACACCGAAAUGGUUCAUUUGGAGCGAGAGCAAAAGCAGCAAUUUUGUAAAAAUUGUCGAGAAGUUUUAAUAGGAAAUUACGAAAAAACCGAGAUAUCAGUCAAACAAAGAGGAUCGAUCACUGAAAAGUGUGGAAAUUGCCAUAGAGAACGAAAUUAUAUGACAAAAGACGGGUACGGAAAGCAACUUAAAGAACGGAUGGAUUUAAAAUGUGCUAAAUAA